AUGCACGGCCGCAAAAAGGAUCACAAACGCGGUAUCACAUAUUCCAUGUUGUUGGUUGGUGAUUCCGGAACCGGAAAGACCAGCUUUGCUAACAACCUUUUGGAAACGGCCAUUUUCCCACAUAAAUAUGCAAUGGAAGUCCCUGGUCUACCAGAGAACCCUCGUGUUAAGGUAGUCAAGCCCACGAUGGUUGUUUCUUACAAUUCCAAGAAUGGCAUUCCUUCUCAUAUGGCACAAUUUGAUCCAGCUCGUGAGCAUUUCGAGCCUGGUGUUACCAUUACUUCAACGUCAUUGGAGAUCUCUACCGGAUCGGAGAAACUGUCCUCGAGGGCAUCCAUGUCCAGCGACGGUUCGUCAAUGACGCAAAAUGGCGGUGUUGAUACCGACAAGAUCUCCUUUAACUUGGUAAAAUCGUACGGAUUAGGUGAAAACCUCGACAACUCACUGUGUUUUGAUGAAAUAACCGGCUUUCUGGAGCAGCAGUUCGACCAAGUCUUAGCGGAGGAAACGAGGAUAAAGAGAAACCCUCGAUUCGAAGACACAAGAGUCCACGUUGCCCUGUAUUUCAUUCCACCAACAGGACACGGCUUGAGAGAGAUGGAUGUUGAGAUGAUGAAAAGACUUUCACGGUUUACCAACGUACUUCCCAUAAUUUCUCGCGCCGACUCGUUCUCAACCGAAGAGCUUGCCAAAUUCAAAGCUACGGUUAUGGAUGACAUUGAAAGGUUCAACGUACCGGUCUAUAAGUUUGAAGUUGAUCCUGAAGAAGAUGAUCUGGAGACCGUAGAGGAAAACCAAGCAUUGGCCAUGUUACAACCUUUUGCUGUGAUGUGCUCGGAUGAGAGAAACGAUAGUGGCCAAUUUAUCAGGAGAUACCCUUGGGGCGAAAUUAAUAUCGACGACAGCGACGUUUCAGAUCUGCGCGUUCUCAAAAAUGUAUUAUUUGGCUCUCAUUUCCAAGAGUUUAAGGACACUACUCAAAACUUUCUCUAUGAGAACUACAGAGCAGAGAAAUUAUCCACUGUGUCUGAUUGGGAUGUUGACAAAGAGAGCGGAGACGUCAACAAGCGCAACUCUGCCGCACCAAGUCUGUCAAAUUUCGCGUCUUUGAUCACUACAGGUCAAUUCAAGUCAUCUAACUCUCUGGCCAUGCCUCCGCAAUCUGAAACGCCCUCCACUCCUGACUCAAAAACGAUCAGCCAUGGUUCUGGUAUGGAAUCUCCUGCCAUUAGACAAAUUUCUCAAAGUAUAAGGCGCGGUAAUGAAGAGAUUAUCAACAACAUAAAAAGCUCGCCAAGAUCCUCUGCACCAGGUUCUCCGGAUAAAUCUAAACUAAGAAACAUAUCGGAAACAGUUCCGUACGUUUUGAAACAUGAGCGUAUCAUUGCGAAGCAACAAAAGUUAGAAGAGCUGGAAGCACAGUCCGCAAAGGAGUUACAGAAGCGCAUUCAGGAUCUUGAAAAACGGGCUGCGGAUUUGAAGCUGAGAGAACGUCUGCUGCGUCAGCAACACUUAAACAGCUCCAGCACAUCUUUGAGUUCAAGAACAACCUCUGCUUCCCAGACGCUGCCAACGCAAACGAAGCUAAAAAAGGAGGAAAGUAUGACAGAUCUAGCAUCCAUUGUGAGUGGAAGAGUCUAG
Lachancea dasiensis is the source of this 1641-nucleotide messenger RNA. NCBI's taxonomy places the organism in Eukaryota, Fungi, Ascomycota, Saccharomycetes, Saccharomycetales, Saccharomycetaceae. The record is from the annotation of a GenBank genome assembly.